Molecule: messenger RNA, 1299 nt
Organism: Chondrus crispus (carragheen)
Lineage: Eukaryota; Rhodophyta; Florideophyceae; Gigartinales; Gigartinaceae
Exons: 1
Coding region: 1-1299 (432 amino acids)
Molecular function (GO): ATP hydrolysis activity; ATP binding
Source: RefSeq, a predicted model, not a curated record
AUGACACCCUGUUUUGUGGCGCCUGUAUCAAUCCGACCCGGUGCACGAUCACCCACAGGAACGACGGCAUGUCAGCAGGCUGGCUGCCUCCGAUUCUCUUUAUUCCUUCCUUCAUCAAGUCACCGCCAAAAUCCCCCGGCAAGACAAGCUCACAGACACAAGGCCCCCACAAUGUUGUUUAAUUUCUUCUACAACCGCGCGGAAGACAUCGACCUAGACAAACUAGCUGAAAAACACCCGGCCGUCCUCGUUACGGAUCUCCGCAAGACCUUCAAAAAGCGCGUAAAAGGCAAAGGAAGCGAUAAAAAAGAAAACAAGAUUAUCACAGCCCUCGACGGCGUGUCCUUCAGCGCAAACCGUGGGCAGGUCCUUGGCCUUCUGGGGCCCAACUCCAGCGGAAAGACGACCACGUUGCGAUGCAUCUCCACCAUGUCUGAUCCGGAUUCCGGGACCGCCCAAAUGUUCGGAAUUGACGUGCACAAGGAUCCGUACCUUGCCAGAGAGAUGCUCGGGUUUGUCGCGCAGAGCGCGGGGCUCGACAAGGUGCUUACUGGUCGGGAGCAUCUCGAACUCUUUGCAGACCUCGCACAUCUCGAUCGCGCGACUAAACGAAGGAACAUUGAAGCAUACAUAGAAGUUUUGGGCUUGAAAGACUUUAUUGACCGUCAGGCUGGUGUGUAUUCGGGGGGAGUUAUUCGAAGACUCGACAUGGCCAUUGCUCUUCUCCAUCAACCCCCAAUCUUGAUUCUUGAUGAACCUACUGUUGGGUUAGAUGUCGAGUCUCGAAUGGUAAUCUGGAAUGUUUUGAGACACCAUCGCUCGCAAGGCGGUACAAUUAUUUUGACUUCACACUACUUAGAGGAGGUUGAUGUGCUGUCUGACAAAGUAGUCAUCAUGGACAAAGGCGUCGUUAUUGCUGAAGGGACUCCGACAGAGCUGAAAAACAGUCUCGGCGGCGAUCGCAUCUCCAUUCGCCUGCAGGAAUUUACAGAAAUGGAAGAAGCCGAACUCGCAUGCGCUACACUUCGAAAACGUGGGUUAGCGCAAGAAGCCAUCAUUAAUCGAGUCAGGAACAAUACUCUUGAGCUUGUCGUAAGCUCAUCGAACGCCCGUGUAGGAGGCGAAAUUGUCGGUGCGCUCGGAGAGAUUGGAUUCGAAAAGCUCUUCAGCUUUUCACAGUCGAAGCCAACUCUUGAUGACGUUUACCUCGCGGCUACAGGACAGAGCCUCUCCGAUGCCGAUCAGGUGGCGAAGGAGAAGAGAACAGAUAAGGCAAUGCGCCAAGAGAGUAUGGCGUGA